This is a messenger RNA of Anopheles bellator, 3072 nucleotides long. RefSeq names its product SEC14 domain and spectrin repeat-containing protein 1-B. The coding region runs from base 1 to 3072 and encodes 1023 amino acids. The record is from RefSeq and is a predicted model, not a curated record. The transcript has 8 exons. NCBI's taxonomy places the organism in Eukaryota, Metazoa, Arthropoda, Insecta, Diptera, Culicidae.
AUGGAAGCCGACGUGCUGAAUGCGUUGACUACGCAGACGGCGUACCUGCCCGGUGGCCGGGAUCGUGACGGACAUCCGCUGGUCGUGAUACCGGUCCCGUUCUACGACAGUUUGCCCUGGAUGAAGGGCUUCCUGGAGACGACGGUACAGUAUCUGCUGGCCAGCUUGAGCCCCGACACGGUCAGCAGUGGACUGGCCGUUAUUCUCGACGCCCAGAAGUGCUCGUGGCGUGUGGCACGCCAGUACAUCAGGCACGUCCAGCAGCUGCUGGGUGAACAUACGAACGAGUUUCUCGUAAUACGGCCGGACGCGUUUUGGGACAAGAACCGGGUCGAGAACUGUGCCCGGCAACACCGCAAAGGCGAGCCAACCAUCAUUUCGAAGUCACGAUUGAUGAAGUACUUCGACACCAGCGAGCUGCCGGAGGAGCUGGGCGGCGUCAUCGCUUACAACCACGACCAGUGGAUCCAGUCACGUGAGCGCAUCGAAGAAUUCCGAAAAUCCUACGAUAAAGCGAUCGGUGACCUAGAAAACCUGCAUCUCAUCUUGCUGGACAACCGGACGGUGCGGGCGAGCGAGUCGUCGGCGGCCCUCAAGUCGUGCCAGCAGCUGAACGUGGAUGUGCAAAAAUUUCUCUCCCUCGUCAUGGACGGUGGCAAGAAGCUGUUGUCCCAUUUGGGGGACCUGCACAGUGCACGGUCGGCCGUAUCACAGGAUCUGACCGACGCCAAGGGCCAGAUCGAAACCAUGCUGAACGCGCUCGAUCGCAAGCAAACGACGGUGAACGGAGCCCGAGGUGAGCUCGAACGGACGGUCGAAGUGCUGCAGGAGUUGGCUACGCUCGAGGAGGGUGUCUCACACGUCACCAACUGGAUCCUGACGACGGCCGAGUCGAUGCUGAACGCCCAGCUGAAGGUGGGCUACGACGUGGGCACGGCGGACAAACUGCGGCUCGAGCACGAGAUCCUCGAGCUGCAGUGCUGGAAAACGUACGGGUUCUACGCGGAGCUGCUCUACAAGAUCGACAAUUUGCCGCGCCACCAGCAGGACACGGCAGCGGCCCACCAGGACCUGCUGUCGCAGCGGGAGUGGAUGGACUUUGUGUGCCGCAGCUUUGCGCAGCGGCUCGAGCGGCGCCGGAACGUGCUGAUCACCUCGGUACGCUUCUUCCGCCUGGUGGCGGAGUACUUCGACAAGACGAGCGACGUGUUCCAGUCGCUCAUCAUGGGUGAACGGGUCGAGGACUACGCACUGGCGAGCUCGAACCUUCAGAAGCUCAAAGACAACCAAAUUAUGUUAGAACUGAUCGAAAGGGAGAUCAUUAAGGAGGGUGAGAAGCUGAGCGAUGUGCUGCUGAUGCCGGUGAAGGAUGCAGUCGGGCGGGAUAUCGACGUGGAUUAUAGUGACGACAUCAGCAACGUGCGGGAUAUACUGGAUGCGACCAAGUCGCGAUCACGCAUCUUCGCCGAGAGCGUCGAGCUGCAGAAACUGACGCUCGAUCAGAUUACGCACAUCUUCAAGUACGAAACGGACGCUCGGACCGCGGUCCAGUGGAUGGACGAUCUGUACAAGGUGAUGCUCCGGUCGCACACGCAUGUCGGCGCGAACGUGUACGAGAUCCAGGCGCAGAAGGACGAACACCAGUGCUUCCAGGAGACGGCCAAGGGCACGUACAACUACGGGUGCCAGCUGCUGAACGCUUCGCUCGCCCUGCGCCAAUCGUGCAAGCUCGAGACGGAACAAAACAUUACCAUGACCCAGGGGCUACAGGGCACGUGGAAGAGCUUCCAGGCGGUCAGCCAGGAGCAGAUGACGCGGCUGCGCGUGUCGGCCGUGUUUCACCGGAGCGUCGAGGAGCACUGCACGAAGCUGUUCGAGCUGAAGGACUGCGUGAUGCGGAUCGGUGAGAUCGAGGAGUUGGCCAAGCGGAAGGUUCGGCUGCGCAAGUAUCUGGCCACCCGGGAGCGGCUGCUUGUGGAGGUGGGCCGGAUGGUGCGGUUGGGCCGGCUGCUGAAGACAAGACUGAAGGAACCCUUCCUGUUGGACGACCGGGUGGACGCGCUGGCUAGUCCGGAGAACAUCAUUACAGAAAGUGAUAAUAUUAUGGCGUGUGAGGCGAUUACGACGCGCUUGACGGAAGUGGCCCGAGCCGCCGAGUCGCUCGAUAGUGUGCUGAGUGAUGUUCAGGGUAGCUUCGACGACGAGGUGGAAGAGCUGACGAGCAACGAGGUGCCACCGACUCCGACGCUGGCCAAGCGCAACGAUAGUGGCAACCAGAGCGAUGAUUGGAGCUCUAGUGUGAAGUCUACGGACGAGGGAUCGUUUGUGACGGCGUCCGAGUGCAUCGGCACUCCCCAGUCACGGUCUUCGUCCUACCAGACGGCCUCGGAGUGCCGAGCGUCGCCCUGGUGGGGAGUGGAGUCCAUCGAGCAGCAGAGCUCGCUCGAGAACGACUCCUCCGAGGAUCACGAUCCGGAGGCGUUUCCAUCGAUCAAACUGCUGUCCGGUGUGGUGAUGACUUCGAACGCCAACCUGUCGUUCGACGAGUCGGAACACAGCUUCCUCACGCCAACCCACGGGACGGCCAGUGUCGAUUCGCACCCCGACUCGGACGAUACCGUCCCGACGACGGUGACAACGGCGACGACGGAUUCGCAUCGCCAACCGAGCCCCCUCGAGACGAGCUCAGCCUCCAGUUCGGCGCUCAACUCGAUCAAUCGGCGCGAAAACUUGACGCUCUCGUUGACACCGGAGGAGCUGGAGCAGAUCGAGAACGACAUACGCAACAACAACCUCACCGCGGCGGCGGUGGUCGGGAUCGAGUUGGGCCAGCAGAUCAAGAGCACGCAGGUUACGCCGACCAGCGAAGAUAGUGGCAACGUGAGUACAAGUAGUGUUAAGCUGGAGCUGGAUGCGGAGGACGCGCUCGGUGGGCAAUCGGUGGGUCCGGAAGCCCGGUUAACCGACGCUACCGCCGGGUUCGAGCCAGUCAAGGGUCCGACGGACAUUUCUGGGCUCACGUAUUACUACCAGAACAUCAUCACCAAGCACACGGUGAAGAGUUGUUUGUGA